AUGGGCUUCGCGGAUGCUGAAGGCGCGGGGGACGAGAGAGAGGCGCAACGCGAGGGUGAGGUGAUGUCCAGAGAACGACACGACGUUGCGGUAAACUACGAGUUGCAGCCCCCAGGAGUGGGUCGCGAAGGCGUCGAGGAGGGCGAUGAGGAGGGCGAGGGGAGAAUGGACGGGCAGUUUUCAGAGAAAAUGGGGGCAGGUGAGGAAAGGGAAGAGGAGGACGAAGCGGGAGGGAUAAAGGAGGCGGAGAAGAACGGGAGUGCUGGUUUGUUGCAACCAAAGUUGCGCGGAUACGAGGAGAGGGGCGAGGAGGAGGAGAGUAAUGGCGAGGAGGUGGGUGAGGAAUGUGGAAGGGAGGGAAGCGAAGUAGGGGAGGAAGAGAGUGACGGCGAAAUUGACGGAGGUAGUGACGGAGAGAGGGAUGAAAUAAGGUCAGAGAGAGGAAGCAAUGAUGGUGAUGAUGACCAGCACUCGCGCGACAGGGAAAACGGCAGCCGUGCGAAAGGCGACGACGAAGGCGAAGUGCAAGAGGAGAUGGAAGAGGGCCGCACGGACGCGGAGAACGCGGACGAUGCGGACGAUGCGGAUGACGAGGACGGCGACGACGGCGACGGCGGCGACUUGGCAGCCGGGGCAGACGACCGCGACGGCGACGGGGACAACAGCGACGACGAUGGCGACAGCGUCGAAGGCAUCGCUUCUCGGAGUCUGGCUUUGGAGCAGCAGCGACGGAACGGGCUCGAUACCAUGCGCGGCGAACGCAGUGACCGUUGCAAUGGCAGCGGCGGCGGCGGUGGCGGCGUUGAAUCAGACGGUGAGGCUGCCGGGCCCGACGGGCUUGGCAACGACGGUGACGACGGGAAAAACGACGACGGUGAUGACGGCGAGGAUGACGACGACGACGACGACGACGCGCGCGCGCUUCGCGAGGCAGACGGCGCGUCAAGCGCGGGAGACAGCGCGGCGAGCGAGGCGAGCGCGUUGGAGGAGCUGCAGGAGAUGCUGCGGAGACGGAUGGGCGCAAGUGCCGGCGGCCGCGGCGGAGGCGGACACGAUUCCGCCGCCAGCCACGCGAGCUCGCUCUCCACGCAACCCCGCCAGCAGCACCCGCUGUCGCCGCUUUCCGCUGCGCUCGAGGCAGCCUCCGCCGGCGCCGCGGUGGGCGCCACCCCCGCUCCUGGCGCCGCCAGUGGCGGUAGCAGUGGCGCGGAGGGUGGUUCGGCUCCUGCGCCGAUGCUGCUGGGCCAUGCGCAGGGCUCGGCUCGAAUUCAAUGGGCGGCGAAGCUAGCGACGAGGUUCGGCGAGCCGGAGCUGUUUGACCUGAUGUCGCCUCCCGUGUCUGAGGGUGGCUCGGUGGGAGAGUUGGAGGAUCGGAGCUGGGGAAGUGAGAGUGGGAGUGAUGGGGAGAGAGGGGGGGAGAGUGACGGGGAAGGGGAGAGUAUUCGGGGCAGUGUGGAGGAUAGUGUGGGGGAUAGAGAGAGUGUGGGCGAUGGUGAGAGUGUUACGGAGAGGGAGAGUUUGUCGGAUGAUGGGGAGCGGAGGAGUGAGGGAGGGGGCGAUGAGGGUGGUGAGAGGUGGGGGGAGAGAGGGUAUGGUGAGGAGGAGGAAGAGAGGAUGGCCGUGGGUGGGAGUGAGGGAGCAGGAGCAGGUGACAUGGGAUUGCACGAAGUGGAGUCUAGCAGGUGUGCAUCCCGAGACAUGGCAGAGCAGAGGCAGCAGGAGGAACAGCAGCAGCAGCAGCAGCAGCAGCGGCAGCAGAAGGAGGAGGAGGAAGAGGAGGAGGAGGAGGAGGAUGUGGAAAGGCCCGAGUCGUGGCGCGGGUGGUGCUCUGCCGGUCACAGGCGCGUGGGCACGCUGGAAAGAAUAUGGGAAGAGGAGGAGAAGGAGGUGGAGGAGGAGGAAGAAGAAGAGGUAGAGGAAGACGCAGCAAGGAGUACGGAGGGCGCUGCUGUGGUGGUGGUGGCUCCUGUACCGAGCGGUCGUGCGAAGAUUGAGGCGGAGAGCGAUGGAGAGGCGGGUGAUAAGGCGAUGAAGGUUGAGGAGAGGGGAGGGGAGGAAGAGGAAGAGGAAGAGAUGGGAAGUGGUGAAAAGGUUGACAAGUCGGAGGAUGGCGAGAGGGAUAAGGAAAGCGAGGGGAGGAGUGAGCGGGGGAGCGAGGAGGGGAGCGAGGUGGGGAGUGAGGUGGGGAGUGAGGAGGAGAGUGAGGAGGAAAGUGAGAAACUGACGGUUGAGAUACAGGCGAUGCUGAAGAAACUAAAGAGGGAUUUUAAGGAGAGCGAGUGGGGAGCGGGAGGGGAGGAGCAGCAGGCAGAGGCAUCAAUGAGCCCUGCAGUGCAUGUGGUGGUUAGCAGUCGGGAGGAGAGUGAGGGGGGGAGCGACGGAGAGAGUGAGGGCGGGAGUGAGAAGGGGAGUGAGACGAGGGUGCUUGGGACAUCAACAGCAGAGUCAAUAGAGUCAACGGAGGAGCUCGAGCCAGCAGGGUCAGUAGAGGCAAGGGAGUCAACGCGGUCAAGAGAGUCGUCUCCUGGUAGGCCCGUUGCUGCUCUGGAGGAUUCGCGUGGGUCAAGUCUUGUGCCAGAUUCUGCGGCAGUUGAGGGGGAAGGGAAGGAAGACAUGGGGGAGGCGAGAGGAGAGAUAGGAAGGGAGGGAGAGGAGGCGGAGGAGGAGGUGAGGAGAGAGGGCAAGUGCGAAGGUGAGGGCGAGAGGGCGAGUGAGAAUGCGAGCGAGAGUGGGAGUGAGAGUGGGGAGAGCGAGGGUGGGAGCGUCGGUGGCAGUGAAAGGGGGGAGUUGGAGAAGGAGGGUUCGGUCGUUGAGGUGAUAUCAAUUGGAGGGGGUAACAGUGGUGAUGAUGCAGAGGAGGGGAGUGAGGAGAGUGAGGGGAGUGAGAAGGCGAGUGAGUGUGGAGGCGAGAGUGAGGGCGGGGAGAGAGGCUUGGAAGGCGAGAGGGAGGCAUCAAAAGGUGAGGAAGAGGAGGCGGCAAACGGAGAGGAGGAGAACGAGGGAGUUGGAAAAGGGGAAGAGAGGGGUGAGGAGGAGGAGGGGAACGAUGAUGAGGCAGCGUUGCAGACGAGUGUGUGUGGGGGUGGGGAGGGUGGGGAGGGUGGGGAGCAAGAGGUCGAGGCAGCAGCAGCAGAGAACCUUACGUCUGAAGCCUCUGAGGAAGCCAGUCAAAGCCAGGAUGUAAGCGCUGCCGAUUCUGCUGCUGACGAUUCUGCUGCUGCUGCUGAUGAUGAUGAUGAUGCGGGUGAUGGGGGUGCAGGGGCAGGAGCAGGGGUAGAGGCCGGUGCUGAGAGUGCGGGUGCGGGGGCGGUGGGCGGGUGGGGAGGCAGAGUGGCGCGAGUCCUGUCGUCCUACGGGCCUGACUUAGAUCUCUUUGAGCUGCGCUCGCCUCCCGUCUCCGACUCCGAGCUCGAACGCUCCGAGUCUGGCUCGGAAGCAGGCUCGGACUUUGGCUCGGGGUCCGGUUCGGGAUCGCUUUCGCGGACGGUGUCUGGCUCGGGGAGCUACAGCGAUGGUGAGAGAAGCGAGGGCGGGUUCAGUGGGGGUUGUGGAUCGGAGGAUGGGGAGAGGGUGGCAGAGCAAGAGGCAGAGGGAGAGAGGGAGGUGAGUGGGGAAGAGAAGAGUGAGACUGCGGCAGCAAGAGCAGCAGCAGGACACGAUUCAGCAGCAGUGCGGGAGGUGGAGGGAGGGGAGGCAAGGAAGGAAGCAGAGAGGGGGGUAGAGCCUGCUGUGGGGCCGGAGAGGGAGGAGAGGAGAGUGGAGGGCGAGGGUGCGAGCAAGGGUGAGAGUGCUGCUAUGGACGAGAGUGGCGCCACUGCCAGCGGAGAAACGAGUAGCAGUGGCGCCAUUGCUGCUACCCAUGGCUUCGGUGCUGGUGGUGAUGGUGGUGGUGCUGCUGCUGGUGAUGCUGGUGGUACUGGUGUGAUUGUUACCAGUGGUGGCAGUGGUGCGUUUGGAAGUGGCUCGUGGGGGAGUGCUUUGCCUCCAGGGGGGUGGCCUGUGGCAGUGGCGCCGGCUCCAAUGCCUCGAUCUAGCGGUCUCUCUGCGACUGAGCUUGACCUAAUUCUGCACUCUAAUCCCGAGAGGGACGAUGGUUCCGGCUCGGAUGCUGAGCCGACUCCCAAGCUGCUCCGGCGAGGUGGACACGUGGCAGCUGCUGAUGUGGCGUCUGCUGACGUGGCAUCUGCUGAUGUGGAGAUGGAAGUGAGUACGGGAGAGUUGACGCCUGAAACGGUGUCGGAUUUCGAGUCGACUCCGAGGAUGGCGGUACAAAAGGGCGGGGAGUUGACACCGGAGUUUGCUUCGGAUUCCGAGUUGACACCGAGGAACGGCGAGUUGACACCGGAGAUGACAUCCGAUGUUGAGUUGACACCGCGAGGAGGGGAAUCAGGCGGGGACUUGACACCCGAGAUGGUUUCCGAGUCGGAGUUGACACCGAGAAUGAUGGGAGAUGUAACGCCGGAGAUGACAUCAGAUGCAGAAACACCACCUAGGGGGCGAGAGGAGCGAGGAAAGAGGAGCGAUGACGAUGAGGAGGAGAAGGAUAGGAGGGAUUGGGCAGGCAGGAAUGGAGGAGAGGGGAGGCGAGGGGGAGAGCGAGGGGAGUCGGAUGGAGACGAGGAGGACGAGGAGCGGAGCGUAAGGAGCGAGAGGAGUGAGCGGAGUGAGAGGAGCUGGGAGCGGGAGAGGGAGAGGGACUCUGGCGAUGAGUGGGACGAGAGGCGCAGCUGGGAUGACCGGCGCAGCUGGGAGGACAGGAGAAGCUGGGAGGAGGACGAGUAUAUCCGGAGAUUGACAGAGGCUGAUGCGGAGGAGGAUAGGAGUAGCUGGGGGAGUAGGAGUGGGUCGGACGAGGAGGACGGUGGGAAGAGGGGCAGGGUGAGGGUGAGGCGAGGGGAGGAGAGUGACGAGGGGAGUGGGUUGGAAGGGGGGAGUGAGGGUGAGAGAGGUUCGGACCAGGAGGUGGGGAAGGGAGGAAGAGGGAGUGGAGGGGGGGGUGGAGGUGGGUCGAUGGUUUUGCUGGGAGGGCUGGAAGCAGGUUUGGUUUGGGGGGAGGGCAAAGGGUCAGGCUCGGCAGGGUCCAUGUCUGGAGAAUCCGCAGCAGAGGAGUGUGAGGAUGGGGAGGAGGAAGGAGGCAGGAAAGGGAAAGCGCAUAGGAGAGGGGAAGGGACAGCGCGAGAAGCAGAGGAGGAGGAGGAGGAGGAGGAGGAGGAUGGAGUCUUGGAAGGGGAAAGGAGACAGGAAGAAGGAAAUGGCGAUGGGGAAGGGGAUGGGCUGAGUGCGUUGGAUGAUUGGGUGGGGAUGGGUGUGCAUGGGUUGGAGCGACGGGGCAUGCGGCUAUCCACUGAUGGCUCCUGCGUGGCUACCCUGCGCUCCUCCUCCUCCCCCUCUUCCUCCCCACGCGCCUCCUCGCCGCUGUCCCCGUCCGAGUCCCCACCCCGCUCCCCGCCGUGCUCGCCCCCGUCGCCGUCACAGGCAGCGCUAGCUGCUGCUGCUGCUGCAGCGGCGGCACAGGGAUCGUCGGGAUCCGCAGCUGCUCCUGUCAUCAGGCUGCCUCUUGACAAGGCUCGGGUGAAGCAAGGAGAGGAAGUUGAGGGUCAUGGGAAGCUGGAGAGAUGGGAGAGUGGAGGCGACAAGGGGGAAGGGAGUGGUGGAGGAGUGGUGGACGUCUCUAGAGCUCUGGAAGAGGCAACAGGCAGCAGCGAUAGCAACGGUAGUAGUGGUGGCAGAAGUGGUGGCAGCAGUGGUAGCAGCGGUGAGAGUGGCGGCAUGCGAAGCUCGGAAGCAGAGGAGGGUGAACAGGUUGACUUGGCUCGGGGCACUCUGAACCGACUCCAACCUUCCCUGCCUCUCCUUGCCACGCUCGGCAAAGACACCUCAUACUCCUCCCUCACCUCCUCCCUCUCUCCAAAAUCCCCACACUCGCCGCAGCAAUCUCCUCACUCACUUCACUCCCCGCACUCUCCCCACUCGCCGCACUCCCCACGCUCCACGCACGCUCGCCAGUCGCUGCUCUCUCGCCGUACAGAUGCCUCCCCUGCGGCACUCUCUCUCUCACCUCUAAGUGCUGCUGCUGCCGCUGCCGCUGGUGCCGCCGCUGGUGCCGCUGGUGCCGCAUCCCCCUCCCUCUCUGCUCCCUCGCAAGUGUCUGCAUCAGCAGGUGCUGCACCUGGUGACAUGGACGGCCCUUGUGUGUCUGUCACCCCUUCAGCGCUCCUGCUGCCUCUGCAGCGACUUGCGCUCUCGUCUGGGUGUAUUGACGCCCCUUACUCCACCACCUCCUCCUCCUCCUCUUCCCCCGCUGCCUCCUCAUCCUCCUCCUCCUCCUCUUCCCCCGCUGCCUCCUCAUCCUCCUCCUCCUCUUCCGCUUCUUCUUCCUCUGUUGCAGCAGCAGCAGCAGCAGCAGCAGGCACUGGAAGCGACGCUUCUGAAGCUUCAGAACCCCUUUCCACAUCCACCGCCCCUCCUGCCCUCCAACCAUCCAUCACCGAAGCUGCUGCGCAGGCUCGGGAAGCCAGUGCUGCUUCUCUUUCCGACCCUAUGGCUCCUGCCGGACAGCUUGCAGCAGCCGUAGGAGCAGCAACUCUCCAAGGUUCCACGUCGCCGUUGCAAGGGCUGGGCAGGUCUUGCUCUCUCCCUGUCUCUUCCCACUCCAACGCCUCGCUAUCUCUCAAGGACUCUUACUUGGACUAUCUCUACUCGGGAGAUCAGCCUUCCUCAGGUACUGCCUCCCCCGCUGCUCCCUCCUCACUCACAUCUGCGGAGAUUUCAGCUGCAGCGGCCGCACUGUCCCGGAUGGGGAUUUCGAGUGUUGCCGCAUCAGCACUCAGUAACGGAGUGCUGGAGCAACUUCAACAGCAGCAGCAGCAGCAACAGAAUCAGCUUCCCGGUCUUCAGUUCGGCCCGUCUCACCGCCCCACUCCCAUUCGAGUCCUGCUUGGGCUCGCAGAGACGACUCGCGCAGCAGCCAAGGGGGAAGAAGCAGGAGCUGCUACUGCAGGAGUAGACGCCGCCGCCGCCGCCGCUGCUGGUGCGGUUGCUUCGCCUAGUGCUGGUGCUGCUGGCUUGGGAGGGUUUCAGUUCCCGCAGAAGCAGCUGCAGCGGCAGCGCACGGCACCGAGUGCUGCCAACCAGUGGGUUCCGCGCAUGAGCACGUUUCUGUCGCCCAGGCGCAGGCUCCGGCAGCAAGAGGCGACUGCAGCUCCGGAGGGACCUCAUCCGCAGGACAGGCUGUGUGCUGCAAAGGCCUCUGAGGACAGAGGGCAGGAGCGGACUGCUGCUUUGGAGGGACCUUAUCCCCCGGAGGGUGCUGUGAAGGCCUCUGAGCAGGAGGCGACUGUUGCUCUGGAGGGACCUCAUCCGCAGGACAGGCUGUGUGCAACAAAGGCCUCUGAGCGCAGCAGAGGGCAGGAGGCGAGUGCAGCUGUGGGGGGUCCUUAUGCUGAGGACCGGCUACGAGACACGGAGAGGCAAUUGCAGCUAUUGCAGCAGCAGCUGCAGCUGUUGCAGGAGCGGGUGGAAGCUACUACUCAGGCGUCCGCCUCUGCCCGUACGUUCCCUGUUGGCACACAGAGCUCUAGCAGCAGCACGGCAACCACAAGCAGCGGUACAGCAGGCGCGCGCAGCACCAUGGCACCUGCAAGCAGCAGGACCGGCGACGGCGCGAGCGGCAGCAGCAUGGUGGCAGUGGCAGUGGCGGUGACAGUAACGGGUAGCAGCGUGCUUCCGAGCCAAGAGAGCGGCGAGUUCAACUCAGAUGCGAGUGAGGGGGAUUCGAGCUCUGUGGAGGAGUGGGAGGACGCGCUGGAGGAGAGCCCUACUAGUGACUCACUUGAGGCGCACCAGGCUGCGUGCGAGGUGACCUUUGAGCCGACUGAAAAGUCAGACGCGCUGGAGGAGAGCCCCACUAGCGAUUCACUUGACGUGCACCAGGCUGCUCACGGCGGUGAUGCGCUGGAGUCAAUGGAAGAGAGCGGUGCAGAGCGGUUGAGUGAGCAAGUGAGCGUGCCAGUGAGUGUGCCUGUGAGUGCUGCAGCUGUGAGUGCACGAGUGAGUGUGCCAAUUCUUUCAGAGCCGAUCAGCAGGCCAGUAAGCGGUCCUCCUGUCACUGGUGCCUUGGCUUCUGAGCCGGCGAUUAAGGCGGCACUCAAACCGGCAACCUCGGAGGCGACUUCUGAGGCGCCUUCUGAGGCGCCUCAGAAGACGAAGCCGAUCAGCAGGACGGGAAGUAGCCCUCCCGGGAGUGGCGGGCUGGCAGAGUUGCUAGAGGAGAGGCUAGAGGACGAGGAGGAGGAGGGCGGAGGAGGAGGAGCGGAUCUGAGGAACGUGAUUCGAGCGCACUCCAGCAAGUGGACGCGCCCGGAUCCCUUCAGGCAGGCAGCGCUGCUGCAGUCUAUUAUGGGAGGGCGUCUGGGCCGAGGCAGGAUUGCCAUACGGCGGGAGCUGUCCAAUGUGAUCUCUGAAGCCAUCUCGCGCAGCAGCAGCAGCAGCGGCGUCGCCACAUAUGAAGUGCCUCAAAACGCUGCCGCACCUAUUGCAGGCAGGAUUGCCAUACGGCGAGAGCUAUCGAAUGUGAUCUCUGAAGCCAUCUCGCGCAGCAGCAGUGGCGGCUCCACCACCUUCUUUGCAGAGGCCAGCCGCCUGCGCCUGCACCAACGCUUGUCCUCCUUGCAUAGCUCUGCUUGGGAGCAGAUCAAGCCGAAAGAGGCCGAUGUUGCGGUUGAUGGGUCUCGCAGUGAGGGGAGCGAGGAGGAGGAGGAAGAGGAGGAGGAGGAGGAGGAGGAGGAGGAGGAGGAGGAGGAGGAGGAGGAGGAGGAGGAGGAGGAGGAGGAGGAGGAGGAGGAGGAGGAGGAGGAGGAGGAGGAGGAGGUGGUGGUGGUGGUGGAGGACGAGGAGGAGGAGGAGGAGGAGAGCAGGGAAAGCGAAAGUGAAGAGCAGGAGGUGAUGGGCGAUGAGGAAGAGGAGGACGAGGAGGAAGAUGAAGAGGAAAGGGAGGAGGAGGAGGAAGAGGGCAGGAGAGCAGCGGAGGCCAGAAAGCCGGCCGGGUUACAGCACCCAAGUCGUACCACCCCUACCCGGGCAGUAACCGAUCGGUCCAACAUGAGCACGCGUCGCCGCAGAGGAGAAGGACGAAGAGGAGAGGCAUCCUCCAAGGGCGCUCUCCCUCUCCCCCCGGAGGAGGCCGAGGAGGUGCAGGAGGGAGUGGCGAACGUGGCAGCGAUGCUGGCAGCGGUGGCAGGCCCGCUGGCGCAGAUCAAGGCAGCGCUCCGAGGAUCCGCGAACAGCCCUCUCAAGGCCGUGGCUGCUGCUCUGGAGCAGGAUAUGAAGAGGUUCCUGGAAGCUUCUAUGGGCCUGGCCCCGGAUUCCCCGCUUGGCUCUGCACAAUCAGCAUCGCCAACCCCAUCCCCAUCCCCGUCCCGUUCUGUAUCCCGUUCCCCUUCGCCGUCCCCAUCGCCGGCACCGUCGCCGUCGGUGCCAGAGGCAUCAGAUGAGGAUGAUGAGGUUUCGGCCUCUUCUUCCCCUUCAUCUGCUUUGCUGACUCCUCCGUCUGGAGAGGAUCGGCGCUUGGGUGGGAGGAGUGCGCGUGCUGCUGGCGGGGUGGUGGUGGCGGCAGGUGAAGGGAGCGAGGAUGAAGAGGAUGUUGCUGCUGCGGUGGUAGGGACGAGGUUUCGAGAGGAUGAAGAGGGACGGGAGGAUGUGGAAGAAACGGAGGAGGAAGAGGAGGAGGAGGAGGAAGAGGAAGAUGAGGAGGCGGAAGGAGAGGAGGAAGAGAGUGAAGGGAUGCAGGAAGAGGAUAGCAGGGAAGCGGAGCAGGUGCGACAGGAGGAGAGGCGAGAAGGUGAUGCUGCUUCCUUGGCUUCUAUCGCUGCUGCUGCUGCUGCUGCGACUGCUACUGCUGCUGUUGCUGCUGCUGUUGUUGCUGCCUCUGCUGCAUCUGGCCUGCUUCAUACUGUGGGGGAGGAUGCUCAAGCACCAGGCGAGAAGGCGAUGGAGGGAGGAGGGGGAGCGGGAGAGAUGGACAAGGCAGGAAAGGGAACAGCAGUAGCAGCAGAAGAGGAGAAGGAGCCAGCAGACACGAUUGAGGAGCAGAGGAGGAGGAAGAAGGAGCUUCGGGCGUUUAAGUCGAUGAUUGCUCUGCAGAAGCACGCUCACCAGCGACAGCAGCUGCAGAUGCUGCAGCGGGUGCUGGGAUCUGUAUCUGGCUCUGCUGCUAAGGAACUGGCUGCUGCUGCUGCGGCGGCGGGUGUGCCAGCACCAGUAUUAGCAGCAGCAGCAGCAGCAGCAGCACCAGAAGCAGUAGCAGCUGAAACUCCAGUGGUUGCGGCUGUUGCAUCUACUGUUGGUGCGGAUGGUGAUGCCGAUGCCAGCAGUGGUCUGGGUGCGAGACAGGUGGGAGCUGGAGAAAGCGAUUUGGCUUCAACACAGCAUGGCCGGGAAGGAGGAGGCACGAUUGAGGAGCAGAAGAGGAGAAAGAAGGAGCUUCGGGCAUUCAAGUCGAUGAUUGCUCUGCAGAAGCACGCUCACCAGCGACAGCAGCUGCAGAUGCUGCAGCGGGUGCUGGGAUCUGUAUCUGGCUCUGCUGCUAAGGAACUGGCUGCUGCUGCUGCUGCUGCAGUAGCAGCUUCAGCAAGCAGUGGUGCUGGUUCAGGGGGAGAAAGCAAGGCAAAGGCUGUGGUGGGGGGAAAGGAGGGCGAGGAGUCCCGAGGAGUAGAGGGGGUUUUCAAUGCAGAGACGCGGGAUCUUAGAGCUUCGGGGCUUCGAUCAGGGGCUCGCUUGGGAGGAGUUGCGAGCGCAUCGAGCAGUGGUCGUGGUGGGGCGGACGUGCUGACACUUGAUGCUCAAGACGCGGAUUCAGACGAGGACGACGGGGAUCGAGACGGGGACGGGAAGCAAGAAGAAGAGCAGCAGCAGCAGCAGCAGCAGCAGCGGCAGCCCCCUGCAGCAGCCAGUGCUCUCCUUCGCCCACAAGUGGAAAUGUAUGAGCCCCCUCUCCCUCCGAACUCCCCUGCUGCUGCUGCUGCCCGGGUGACUGGUAGACUUGUCGGCAUGCCCACCUCUCACUCUACCUCCUCCUGCCAGCACCAUUCUGGUGCAACCGUCACUGGUGCGCCUGGUGCAUCCAACCUUGCUGCAGCUUCUGCUGCUGCUGCUGCUGCUGGUGCCUCCACCGUGGCUCAUCGUGCCAUAACCCCCGCCACACUCUUUGCCUCCGCCUCUCUCUCCUCUGCCAUGGUGGAAUCGGACGCGCUGCCGCCGUGCUUUGAGGAGGAACAGGUGUGCCCGGUGACAGUCUUUACCCAAGCGCCGUCACGGCCGCUAACACCGGAAGAGCCGUCUAGUGCCCACCGCCACCCGCACAUCCGCUCCCACCCUCCUCACCACAGCGCUCCCCACCCUAGACGCGCCCCCUCCCCCUCCCCCUGCGCCAUCCCUGCAGGCUCAACCCCAAUGAAGCACCCCCUUCUAGCUGUCUUCUCUUCCACCCCCCAGUCCCACUCCAUCUUCUCCUUCUCCUCCCCGCCCCACCUCUCCUCGCUCACUCCCCCCGAACGCACCUCCUCCGGUCCCUCCAAGCUCCGCCCCCCUCUCGGCCCGUCCGCGGUUUCCGCCACCCCGUUCCUCCUCUCCGACCCUGCCGCAUCCUCUGAGCCUAACUCUUCCUCCGAAGCGUACCGGCUCGCCGUGCCGAUACACCCGAACCAGGUGGACGUGAAGGGGUAUGAGGAGCAGCAGGUGUGCCCACUGUCCCGUGCCAAUUCCGCCAAUCUGGAGAGCCGGAGGGAGGAUGUGGAGAGUGUGAAGCAUGAGCUUAUGGCUGCUGGGUUUGGGUCUGGGAGGGGGCUUGCAGCUCUGUAUGCGAAGCAGAAGAGCUGGGGGUCGGGGCGCGGGUGGGAGAUUGGGGAGAGCCGGUUGGGGAAAGCGCCGUCGCGUUCGGAGAGGCGGAGAGGGGUUGAAGAAGGUGAGGAAGAGGAGGAAGCAGAGGAGGAGGAAGAGGAGGAGGAAACGGAGGAGGAAACGGCGAGGAAGGGAGGGGAAGAGGAAGAGGAGGAAAACGAGGAGGGGAGGCUUGCAGCACCUGCUGCUGCGCCCCUGGGGGUAUCGUCUCGGCGGCCUGCUGUGACGGUGAUGAGGGACGAGGAGGAAGAGGAGGAGGGGAGGAGGGGUGUUGGCGGUGGUGGUAGGGCUGGUUUGAUGGAUGUGGAUGAGGAAGCAGCGGCUCUUGAGAGGGAGCUUGGAGAGAUGAUGGAUAGGAGUGAGGAUGAGGAUGAUGAGGAUGAGGAAGAGGAUGAGGAAGAUGAGGAGGACGAGGAGAACGAGGACGAGGAGGAAGAGGAGGAAGGGGAGAAGCGGUCGGUCAUGGGCCGUAGUGAAGAGGAGGUAGAAGAGAGCGAGGAGGAAAGUGGUGAUGAGGAAGAGGAAGAUGAGGACGAGGAAGAGGAAGAGGAAGAUAAGGAGGAGGAAGAAGAGGAGGAAGAAGCAAAGGAAGAGAAAGGAAAGGAGGCGCUGCCUGCAGCCGCAGUGCGGGCCGUACGGGACCUCCUUCAGAGGCGGCUCACACUCAGCCCGUCUGCUGCCAACCCUCUCCAUCACCCGGCCGGGCGGCUCGCUCCGGUUGUUUCUUGCCGGCCAUGCCGGCCAUUAUCGCCCAUCUGGAGCCGCCCGUCGGGGCGAUUGAGUAAGAGUGGAGUGGGGUCAGGGAGAGACGGAUCAGAACUGCUUGUGUCGGGUCUGGUUGGGGAGCAAGGGGAGGUGGUGCAGCCGGUGCAUGUGCGGACAGCGGAGUGGGUGGAGAGCGAGGAUUUCAAAGUGCAGUGCUUCUCUCUCAAGAACUGCGCGGAGCCGCAGCCCCGGUGCUUUGGGGGGCUGUGCCGUGUGGAUGAGCGGCGAGAGUGGUACGACGAGGACGAUGAGGAUGAGGAGGAUGAUGAGGAGUGGGAAGGAAGGGGUGGGGAGGGGAAGGAGGGUGAAGGAGGGGAGGGUGGGGGGAAUGCAGUGCAGGAGUCACAGGCGCAGCACAAGAAGGAAGGCGGUGGUGACAUAGCGACGUCCGAGGCAGGGACACCCAAGGACCAGGAGGGUGGGAGCAGAGGGGGAACGCCCCAAGGGCAAAAGCAAACGUUGGAGGGGGGGGACGACGACGAAGACGAUCCGGAACCAGGUCGCUUGUUGCUUAGGAAUCGGGGGGCUGCCAAGUUUGCUUGUUGCAUCCGCCCUCGUGUUGUUGAUUGA
Closterium sp. Naga37s-1 is the source of this 13230-nucleotide messenger RNA. NCBI's taxonomy places the organism in Eukaryota, Viridiplantae, Streptophyta, Zygnematophyceae, Desmidiales, Closteriaceae. The record is from the annotation of a GenBank genome assembly.